Molecule: messenger RNA, 9369 nt
Organism: Mobula hypostoma (lesser devil ray)
Lineage: Eukaryota; Metazoa; Chordata; Chondrichthyes; Myliobatiformes; Myliobatidae
Product: NADPH--cytochrome P450 reductase-like
Exons: 16
Coding region: 522-2570 (682 amino acids)
Biological process (GO): response to hormone
Cellular component (GO): cytosol
Molecular function (GO): flavin adenine dinucleotide binding; FMN binding; NADPH-hemoprotein reductase activity
Source: RefSeq, a predicted model, not a curated record
GGAACUAAUUCAACGUGUUUGUACUUUAAGGAAUGAAUGCCUUGUUCAGGAAGGGGGUGGAUGUGUGUGUGUGUCUCUCUGCUCCCCUGGCGGCUGCCGAGGUGUUGACGGUGGGCCGGAGCGACGAGAAAUCGCUCACUCGUCCUGUUGCCGGUCGAGGUCGAACGGACACCGGGCCGUGAGCGCCGAGACACCCGUCCGACACCGGGCCGUGAGCGCCGAGACACCCGUCCGACACCGGGCCGUGAGCGCCGAGACACCCGUCCGACACCGGGCCGUGAGCGCCGAGACACCCGGCCGACACCGGGCCGUGAGCGCCGAGACACCCGGCCGACACCGGGCCGUGAGCGCCGAGACACCCGUCCGACACCGGGCCGUGAGCGCCGAGACACCCAGCCGGCACCGGGCCGUGAGCGCCGAGACACCCGGCCGGCACCGGGCCGUGAGCGCCGAGACACCCGGCCGAGGUCGAGCCGACACCCGGCCGUGGCCGCCGAACUGACACGGACCAAUCCUCGUUAAUGAGAAACAUGGAUUCUGCUGAAGCAGAGAAUAUUGCAUCCACAGCAGACAGUACUGCUGAGCUAGUGGAAGGAUCAUUCUUCAGUACGUUGGACAUCUUUCUAUUCUCCCUUCUUGCUGGGUUUGCAAUCUAUUGGUUUGUCUUCAGAAAGAAAAAAAUUGAAGUCGCUGACUACAAAACAAUACAGCAACUAACACCAGCAGUACGAGAAACCAGCUUCAUUGAAAAAAUGAAGAAAACAGGAAAAAGCAUGGUUGUAUUUUAUGGCUCUCAAACAGGAACAGCAGAAGAGUUUGCCAACCGACUUGCUAAAGAUGCUCAACGUUAUGGAAUGCGGGGGAUGGCCACUGAUCCAGAGGAGUACGAUAUGUCUGAAUUAAGUCGACUUACUGAACUAGAAAACUCCUUGGCAAUCUUCUGUUUGGCUACGUAUGGAGAAGGAGAUCCCACUGACAAUGCACAAGACUUCUAUGACUGGUUGCAGGAAACUGACACAGAUCUCUCUGGUGUAAAAUAUGCAGUCUUUGGGCUUGGAAAUAAAACUUAUGAACACUUUAAUGCAAUGGGACAGUAUGUAAACAAAAGAAUGGAGCAGUUGGGAGCAGAAAGGAUCUUCGAGCUCGGUCUGGGAGAUGAUGAUGGCAACCUGGAGGAGGAUUUCAUCAUGUGGCGUGAACAGUUCUGGCCAGCGGUGUGUGAGCACUUUGGAGUGGAAGCCACUGGCGAUGAUUCCAGUAUUCGUCAAUACGAGUUGGUGCUGCAUAAUGACAUCAACAUGAAUGCAGUCUACACUGGAGAAAUGGGACGUCUCAAAUCUUAUAAAAUUCAGAACCCGCCUUUUGAUGCAAAGAACCCAUUUUUGGCACCUGUGACACUGAAUCGAAAACUGAAUAAAGGAGGAGAACGGCACCUCAUGCACCUGGAGCUGGACAUCAGUGGUUCAAAGAUAAGAUAUGAGAGUGGUGAUCACGUGGCAGUGUUCCCCAUGAAUGAUUCAACAAUUGUCACUGAAAUUGGCAAAGUGCUGAACUCAGAAUUGGAUGUAGUAUUUUCUUUAAAGAAUCUUGAUGAGGAGUCCAAUAAAAGUCAUCCAUUCCCAUGCCCAACCACAUACCGGACAGCACUGUCGCAUUAUCUGGAUAUCACCAAUCCUCCACGUACUAACGUCCUGUAUGAGCUGGCACAGUAUGCAUCGGACCCCAAAGAGCAAGAUUUCCUGCGGAAAAUGGCUUCUUCCUCCCCAGAAGGCAAGUCCCAAUACUUGAAGUGGGUGGUAGAAGAUAGAAGGAACAUUCUGGCCAUCCUGGAAGACUUGAAGUCUCUCCGCCCUCCCAUUGAUCACCUCUGUGAGCUGUUGCCCCGAUUACAGGCCCGCUACUACUCUAUUGCUUCAUCUUCAAAGGUUCACUCCAGUUCAAUUCAUAUCUGUGCGGUUGUGGUGGAAUAUGUAUCGAAAACAGGGCGUACCAACAGAGGUGUUGCAACAACCUGGCUACGCAACAAAGUGCCAACAGAUAACGGCCACAAGCCCACUGUCCCAAUGUAUGUAAGGAAAUCUCAGUUCCGGCUACCUUACAAACCUAGCACCCCCAUCCUUAUGAUCGGACCUGGCACAGGCAUUGCUCCCUUCGUUGGUUUUAUUCAAGAACGAGCCUGGCUGAAGCAACAAGGGAAGGAGGUUGGUGAGACUGUUCUGUACUAUGGCUGCCGACAUGAGAAUGAAGACUAUCUGUAUCAAAAAGAACUGGAGGGCUUCCAGAAGGAUGGUGUUCUCACUCAACUUCAUGUAGCAUUCUCCAGGGACCAGGCAGAGAAGGUUUAUGUCCAACAUUUAUUGAAGAAAAAUAAAGAAAAUGUGUGGGAUCUGAUCCACAAGGAAAAUGGGCAUAUUUACAUCUGUGGUGAUGCAAAGAACAUGGCAAGAGAUGUCCAGAACACAUUCUAUGAAAUUGCCGCUGAGCUUGGAAAUAUGAAGCACGAGCAGGCCGUUGAUUACAUUAAGAAACUGAUGACAAAAGGCCGUUAUUCUUCGGAUGUGUGGAGCUAAGGUGGAAAUUGGGGCAGUAAGCCUUUGCUGCAUUGUACAAAUGAACAGGACAUCAGUAGUUCACAGCUGGUGACCUACAAUAAUCAAUGCAAAGAUCAUUAAAACUAAAGAAUGAGGUGAUAAUUUUAACAUAAUGUAGAAUCUGUGGAGGAAAAGCUUUGUGCUACAGUCAGUGCUGUGCUCCAUCAGAAUUGAUACCAAAAUUUAUCAUGAGAUACUUUCCGUAACUGACUUUUAAAAGUUAUUCUGAAUUACAAAGACUCAAAUUCUGGCAAACUGUUUUUAAUAAGAAUUGUUUAAGUUGGUCUGCUGCCACACACGACAGAGUGUAACUCCUAAGGUUAAUUUCCUCUGUAUUGGUCUUGUAUUUUUUUUAAUGUUUCAAAUAAAAUAAUUGAAUGAUAUUGUAGGGAAAACACAACUAGUAACAUUGAAAAUAGCAGCAGAUUUUCAAUAAGAAGAAUCAGUUUGCAUACAUUGAGCAGGCCAUUACAUUUACACAGUUAUCAGUUAUAUAUCCUUCUGUUGUUUUUAUUUUGUUUUUGAGAGAAAAGCUGGUGGUGGGUGAGGUCAUCGGACUGCAUUACUCCCUGAGCUUUCUUCAUCCUUUCAAUUUGGCAUAGCCUGCAAAUUUUUAUCUAAUAUCCUAUAACUAAAUAGAAAUAUUACUAAAUUAUGCUGAUUUACAGUAUACUUGAUCUUAGAAGAAUAAUUGAGCUCUUGAUCUUCAGAUUGAAACAGAAUGGUUGUCUCUAAUGUACUGUUUCCUUUUAUCGUAAGUAGAUUCAUAUAAUUGUGAUCCUUACUUUGGAAAAUUUUUAGGCACUAUUGACAAUUGGAAAAUAGCAGAAGUCUAGCAAACACAAUAUCCAACAGAAGCUUCAACCUGGAACCCCCCUUUUCAUGCUUAAAACAUGUAAGCUAAUGGAACAUGUUAGGGUCUUCUUCCAUUCUGCAGUGCUGCAGUACUUCCAUAGCUGAUGUCUGUGCAACAGAGCAAACCUGAGAUCUUCAUGGCUUCUGACGAGCCCCUCAGUCUGAAGUCCAUUUCUUGCAUUAAAAGGAGAUAAAAUAGAAGUGUGGAAAUGCUGGAGUGAUGCAACAACAAAUGAAAUUGCAGGCACUAUCUGAAUGAAGAUUAUUGCCCAAAGGCUGACCUUUACACACACUGGCCUCUAGUGCAUUUCCCACUUUUUUCUGUUAUGAUGUAAAAUGAGUUUUGGCUAUGAAACAUUAAAUUAUUGACUCUCUGAUUCUUAGAGAAGGUGAAACUUGGCAAAUGUCAGAAAGCAGGUCAAGAUUUAGUUCAUUGCCUUUGGCAGACAUUUAUUCGAUUUUAUAUAAAAAAAAUCUUGGAUGCAAUGAGCAAGCUUUUUUUUUAAAAAAAAAGCAAAAUUGUUUGUCACAGUUCAAAUCUGCUGUUGCAUGUGUAAUCUUUUGCUGGUGAAUAACUUAAGAAGCAUUAAUUUUUAUGAGAUCAAGUUUUGAAUACUUAUCAAAUGAGAAACAAUUUCAUUUGUAAAAUUUGAUUGCAAAAGCUUCAAUGGUUGUUUUGGCUCACUUUCAAAUUGACUUUACAGAUUUCCUCCUUUAAUCAGUAACAUGCCAAUUCUAUUGAGAGGUGGCUGCUAGGAACCCAAGUCUUGUCCUUAAAUAACUUGCCUUUGUGUGCAAGUUAUUCAAGGGAAGUUCUGGCCAUUUCUCAUUCUUUCAUUGCCUUCAAGUUCUCAACACCAACAUCCCUCUGCUCAGUCUCCAAUUUUUGUUAUUUUUCAUGGGUUCUGUCUUUUUUAAAUGCUUAUGCCCCUUUUGGGCAUAAUGAUGUUCUGAAGGGACAAUAUUACUGACUAUGGACUAUUUCUGAAACUAAGAGUGGACUUGAUUGGCACUCAUUUUUGAGAUCAUUCAUAGUUCUUUAACAGACAAGUAAUGAAAUUAUUGGGAUGGGGAAAGGUUACCGUAAGCGUGCUCUACUCAUAAUUGUAGAAAUUUUGUGGCAGUAUUUGCUAUUUUAAUUGGGAUUCUUGGUCCAAAACAUAUAAUGGUUUGUCGUUACUCAAUCUUUCAAUGUUUAAAAACAUUCCAAGCUUUCUCAGAUUGAAAUUGUUGUUUGCAACUUUUAACAGUAUAACUUCGGACUUGCAGUACUUCAACUGAAGAACACCUGAUUUUUAACCCUCUAAACUGUGUGUUCUAAAGCACUUUAGUAUUACUUGCCUGCAACAAUGUCUCAACAGAAACAUGCCUGCAGAUUCAGUAAUAUAGCUUUGUGACUCAGAACAAACACUUGCUUUGUAAGUUAGGAUAAUUCACUAAGCAGUUGAAGUCCAUAUGAGUGCCUUGUACCUCUGUACUCUACUGCCAGUUACGUUGGUGGCAUUUAGUGCAGCAAUGAAAGUCCUCUAUCUCUAGCGGUGUUCAGGUUUUUCUUCAUCAUGUCAGUAGCUCAGUUUUCACUGUUGUCAGUCGUGCCAGUUCCAGGAGGAGACUCAGGAAUACCCUCACACUCAUGUAGAAAGAUUCUUCAUUGCUAUUUCCGUAACAAUUUUGUUUUGCCACUCAGGGUUGUUAGCCCUGAGCUAAAUCCCUGAACCUGGAGGACCAGUGGUCCACUCUUAACCUGGCUGCUAAGCUUUGAUCUAUUUGGCAUGGUUGACCUUACCAAGAGCCAAAGCAUAAAUCCCUGACUCCAGCCUUCAAACCACAACAACGUGCAGGCCUCUCUCGGUGGAGGACCCUGUGCAAUCAUCUGUUUAUUGUAGAUAAGCCUUUUAAAUAUGGAAUGUGUUGAUGAACUAGAGUGAAUAGCCUUCCUGUGUGUAGAAAAAUGUAAUCAUAUCUAUUUAUGCUUCCAUAGGCUGGCAAGUCUAUUGAACCUUUUAUGUGUAGUAAGAAUUUUGUUGAACUUAGCGAACUCUACCAUGGUCUUUCAUACUGCUUCAAUUCCUGUUGUUCAUAGUCACGCAUUAGGCAUACUCUCCUUGGCUGAUCUGUCAUUGUCCACUGUUUCAGCUUCUUGCGCAUCACCAGGAGAGGAAUGUUAAAUUUUCCAGUUUUACUUUAAUGAAGACAGUGGUCAACUUCUCCAGAACAUGGAGAGAAAAAGUUGAUCGAUGCAAUCUCUGGUAGAAAAAAAAUGAAUUCAGUAACUGACCAGAAGCAAAAGAUGUAACUGAGUUCUGUAGUGUUUAUUUUUGAACAAAAACUAUUACUGGGCAAAUUGAAUGCCCUUGUUUAGAUCAGGCUUAGUUAAUUGAAUGCCAUGUCUGAUUGGGUAGGACCCCAAUGAGAGUAGAAUUUAUGCAGCCAUUAUAGUGUGCUCUAUUGAUAGCUGUGCUGAAGUCUUUCUAAUUGCAAUUUUCAACAAUUUAGGAAAUUGGACUGAAAAUAGGCAGUGUUCCCAGGGUAACAACUGUGUUAACCACUUUCACUACAUUGAACAUGCACAAACAAAUGUUUUUGAAAGGACCAGAAAUCAACAGAGAGUCAAAUUACAGCAGUGCCGGAGAUGAGAAGUGGAUUGAGGAGGAGGAAACUAAUAAAGGGCAGGAAUACAUCAGGAAGGGUUGUUACUUUGGGCUGUUCACUGUUGAAAGUGUAAGGGAAGGGGUGAUGCCUUCUGUCUGUGUAAUGGUCACCAUGAGUAUAGAUGAGAAGUGUUGCCUAGUGCCAAAACAACUGGGAGGACUUCUGUUGUUAACUGUUUAGGGUAGAAAUGGAUUGUGACAGGGACACAAUACACUUAACAACAUUGUGACAAGCAGCUCUACAAUUGCUAAUGACUCUUGAGCAGAAUGUAAUUGAUAUUAAAUGUUGCGUUAGUCUUGUUAAAAUUCCUUCUAUCUGAUAUGCACAGCCAGUAGGAUGGACAGACUGGCUUAGUUGUACCUUACUUGUCAUUUGGGAAGUGUGCUUAAAUUGCAUUGCACUGUAAUACAGUAAUUACAUUGUCUGUUCAGUGAUUGUGUCAGCAGCUGGCCUUUCAACCAACCAACACAUUUCCAUAACUCUCCUAUAUAUUGGUGCCCAUUUGCAUCACAUCCACAUAGUCCACAUUCUCACUAGUCUGAAUAAAAUUUCUCCUCAAUCUCUUGUAAUUUGCAUUUAUAGCAGCCUUGUUUUGGUAUCUACCUUAAACGUUUUUAAAAAAUCUCAAUUGAAUUCCAGCACUUUCUUUUUUUGAAGAAAAAAAUUAUUUUGAGAGUUUAAAAUCUCAUCAGUGGUUUAUGAGUUGUUAGAUUUUUCAUUUUGUAUUUUAAUGAGUAGAAUUUUGUCCAGUACCUUGCAGCUAUAUUCUAACCAAAUAAAAAAUUGAGCCCUUUCUAAUUGAUGAAAAACCCAAAAUUGAAUAUUAAUAGCUUUACAAUGUCCAGCUGAUUAAUUUGUAUUAGGGUUCAGUGAUAUACACACUAGAAAUUUGGCCCAGGAGGUUCUGUACUAGUUUGACUUGUUUGAUUUUUAUGGAUCUGUAGGUUGUAAAGAGCUGGAGAUCAAAUCCAAAACAACAUCUGAAAUGCUUCUUCAAUUUAAUAUGAAUGGGAGCUUGCAGGAAAACUUUACAUGUGAUUAUUGAGACAUACAGCACACAUCCUUUAUUCAGUUCUGAAAUCCUCAUUACUUUGAGAUCCUGACAGCAUGUUUGACAGGAAGUAGAGGAAUGCAAGUGGAUCUCUUGAUGAGCAGAAGCAUUAGACCUUGCAUUGGCUCAGCUAGUUCUAGCUGUGGUUGGAAGAUUAGGAUGGCAUUGCCCAGCAAAUGAAUGAAAUUAGGUUGAGAAAACCGUAAGUUCAUCUAUUUCAAAAUUGGAGAACAGCCAGUGUAUGCAUCUCUUAUAAAUAUGAUAGUGUUUUAUCUUUCAGCAUGUACCGUGGGGAGAUGAUUUGUUCCCUUGUGAAAAGUCAGGGUUAGCUGCUCAUCUGAUUAACAUACUAUGCUACGUAAAGCUGCCCACUAGACUGAACUGAUCUGAGUGCUCGGCUGUGUUGGGGCUUUGCAAUUUUUCCCAUUUUGAAUGAGAAAUGUAACCUGUGGGAAAUCUUUAAGGAGUGGCGAGGCUCAGUGGAAAAACUCCAGUUGCAUCUGUGGGCCAUUUGCAUCGCAAUUUAAUGCUAACUUAGAAAAUAACUUGCCUGUUAUCAGAGUCAUGCUGAGACAGUUGGGUACAUUUUCAUGUUGUCAAAUCACUGUCUACAGAGCUAAUGUAGAAUUCUGGACACAUGGUUGUUAACUUUUUAAACCAUCAAAAUUGCCAGUACAUGUUAAUGCAAAGCCUUUACCACGUUAUUACUAGUGAAUUUAUUUUUCUAGAUACCAGGCAAGCACAUCAUCCCGUUGUACAUUUUCUAAUCUCUUUCCUUGACCGAAUGUAAUAUCUUUAUCCACCUCUAUAACUUUUGUUGCUAAUGUUUCCAUGAUGCUUUGUGUAUGUGUAGACUUAUUAUCACGUAAUUUGUCUUAAAUGAUUAAAAAAGGUUUACAAACAUCCUGGACUAAUUUCUUGACUGACCAUUUGGGGCCCAAACUAUUGUAACUUACCUCACUGGCGGUAGUGAUCAAUUAAGAAUACUCAAAAGGUAGUAUCCAUUGCACCUUAUGUCCAGAAAGACCACUCAUUGAUUCUUUUAUACUUUUCUGAGCUUUGAGUAUGCCCACAAGAAAAUGAAUUUCAGGGUUGUAUAUGGUGACAUAUGUACUUUGAUAAUAAAAUUUACUUUGCGGCUGGCAGGUCCAAAGGUGAAAGGUGCCAAAACACUGGUUGCACAGGAAAGUUGGUGCAUUCAAAAAGGCAAAAACAAAUGUUAAAAUUCCGAGAAUUCAGAACUGCUUAUAGAGACAAAGAUGUAUCGGGGUACCUACCGAAGAACAUCAGCAAUGAAAGGUGUAUUUUGUGUUUUUUUGUAUGUGUGAAUGCAAGUCACAAUAACCCAGCAAUUCUUUUUUGGAAAAAAUGUAUUUGUUUGAAGCUGACCAUUGAUUAAAUUAUCAAAAGGUAAAACCAUUCUAUCCAGUUAAGAAUCUUAUCAAUGAGACCUUGAGCUAUGACCAUGGCCUGAAAAAAUACUGCUUAACGUGAACAAAAACAUUCAGCAGGUCAGGCAACUGCUCUGGAGAGAGAGGAAGUUUCACAUCAGGUCUUUUGUUUGUUUUUUUACUUUUGAAAAUGCUAGCCAAUUUAUGGUUAAUUAAUUAAUUAAUCUGUCCUUUUUCCACAAUCUCACCCUAAUCCAUCUGUCUGCUAGUCUUUCCAAAGUGGGUAGGUUGAUGAUCCAGUGGGGAGAGCUCCCCUUAGCUCACACCCUUUUCUCCUCUUGUAUGAAGCACUAAUCCAAUUGUUUUUUUGAUGGAAGGCCAUUGACUUGUUAACUAUUUCCAUUGAUGCACCUGCCUUCCUUCUGUUUAAGUCAGACUUCCAGCAUUGGAGAGGUGGAUUUUGUUGGAACAGCUACUGCUGGCUCACCACAUAGUCUCUUCUAACCUAGAAAGGGACAAAGGUACAAGCCGACCUUUAGCACCCAGUGUCUUGAAAAUUUGUGUGCUUAGAGUAGAGCCCAUAACUGGAUACCUGCCCUGGGCUAUAUUAAGCUUCUGUACAAAAAUGAUCUAGUGCUUUUCCUAUGUAUAUGAUGAUGAACUCUUCUCUGGCUUCAAGCCAGGUGCAGGUAUCGAUUACAACAAACAUUUCGAUGACAAACUCUGCCAUCUUCAGGGAUGAUACCUGGGCAAGUCUAGUCUGGUGGCAUUUGUACCUGUUUUCGUCCCUCCUGAUUGGAUGAGGACUAACCAAUCAGGUUUCUGCUCU